AUGGCAUCGAAAACCUGGCUUGUCACUGGUGCAUCUUCUGGCCUCGGAGCCGCAAUCGCAGAGGCAGCCCUUCAAGCUGGUCACUCAGUGAUCGCCACGGCCCGCAACCCCACCAAAGCAGCUGAAGCCAAUCCACAGAUUUCUAACCUCGGCGGCAUUUGGAUCGAGCUUGAUGUGACGAGCUCCGACACCUCCAAAGCAGUGGAAUGUGCAGUCAAUGAGGCCGGUGGUGUUAUUGAUGUGGUUGUCAACAAUGCCGGUUAUUCAUUGCUAGGCAGUAUCGAGGACAUGAGCGAGGCCGAAAUCGAGGCUCAGUUCAGCACAAAUGUCUACGGUCCCGUUCGUGUGUUGAAGGGUGCUCUUCCUUUUAUGCGGACGAGGAAGUCUGGCACUGUUGUCAAUAUUAGUAGCAGUGCUGGGGUUGAUGGACUGCCCGCAUGCGCGAUGUACGCCGGUACGAAGUUUGCUCUUGAAGGCAUGUCUGAAAGCCUCGCGAGAGAGCUAGCGCCAUUCAAUAUUCGAGUACUCCUCGUCGAGCCAGGAUCACUUCGGACCAACUUUUGGACCGCUUACGUCGAGCCUGCAGCCGGCGUAAAUAAAGGCUAUGCCGGGACCCCCUAG
This is a messenger RNA of Penicillium canescens, 621 nucleotides long. RefSeq names its product SDR family oxidoreductase. Bases 1 to 621 code for a protein of 206 amino acids. The record is from RefSeq and is a predicted model, not a curated record. Gene Ontology annotation, molecular function: oxidoreductase activity. The transcript has 2 exons. NCBI's taxonomy places the organism in Eukaryota, Fungi, Ascomycota, Eurotiomycetes, Eurotiales, Aspergillaceae.